This is a messenger RNA of Aphidius gifuensis, 3482 nucleotides long. Its product is annotated as small G protein signaling modulator 3 homolog. Gene Ontology annotation, molecular function: protein binding. Lineage: Eukaryota; Metazoa; Arthropoda; Insecta; Hymenoptera; Braconidae. The coding region runs from base 457 to 2889 and encodes 810 amino acids. The transcript is spliced from 4 exons. The record is from RefSeq and is a predicted model, not a curated record.
AAUCUAAUGGCUGAUUUACAUUUGUUUACAUUGUUGUGUAUAAAAAAAAAAAAAAACAAUUGUAUAAAAUAUUUAUAUUAAUUGUAAUAAUUUAACAAUUAAUAUAUUAUUUUUUUAAAGCUAUAAAUUGUUGUUUAACAAUUAAUAAUAAUUUGUAAAUAGAAAAAAAUUUAUUAGAAAAAUUUCUACAUAGAAAUGUCAACAAGUCAUGAAAAUUAAGCUUGAUAAAUAAGAAAAACAUUUCUCUUCUCACCAGCUGACAGCUGUCAUAAAAAAAAAAAAAAAACAAAUAUUAUUUAUGUUAAAAAUAAAAAUAAAUAAUCAAUACUCAUUAAUAAAAUUAUAACAUAAAUAUUUAUUUAUAAAUAAUAAUAGUGACAAUAUAUUGUAAUUAAAAAUAUUAAAAAUUAUAGUUUUAUUUAUAUAUUUUGAUUAAAUUUAAUUAUAAAAAACACAAUGGAUAUUGCUAAAAGUUUAUUUAACGUUAGAGAUCAUGAAGGAUAUGUAAAUCAAGAAGACAAUGUUAGAAAAUUAGAACCAGUUGGUCCAGAAGAUGACGAUGAAGAUGACGACGAUGAUGAUGAUGAUAAUAAUUUAUCCAAGUAUGGAAUGAAUGGUCAUAGUUCAGACAUAAUAUCUCCAUCACCAGGUGGUUCAUUCUCUGCAUUAACAUCAUCAAUGUGGCCCCAAGAUAUCCUAGCAAAAUUAAGUGCUCAACCAGAUGAUCAAAGCUACCAAUCAGACUAUCAUUUUGAUGAAUUUGGCUUUCGUAUUGAGGAGCAAGAUAGUCCAAAUAAAAAUACAAAAAAAUUUAAUGAUAUAUCAUUUUGUGAAGAGCCAGAAAAUCGUCAUCAAUGGCUAACAAUAUUAGAACAUAAUCGUAAUCAAGAACAGCUGAGUGAUUCAUCAAGUGAAAAAUUAAAUAAUCAAUUACCCCGAACAGAUAAAAUACGUGAAAUGAUACGUAAUGGUAUACCACAUUCAUUACGUCCAAAAAUAUGGAUGAAAAUAUCUGGUGGUUUAAAAAAAAAAUUAUCAUCUGAAAUGACAUAUCAAGAUAUUGUUAAAGCAUCAAGUAGUGAUGCAUUAAUGACAAGUAAACAAAUUGAAAAAGAUUUAUUACGUACAAUGCCAGCAAAUGCAUGUUUUAAUAAUAUAAAUAGUACUGGUAUACCAAGAUUACGUCGUGUUAUGAGAGGUAUUGCUUGGUUAUAUCCAGACAUUGGUUAUUGUCAAGGUACUGGUACAAUUGCAGCAUCAUUAUUACUUCUUCUUGAGGAAGAAGAUACAUUUUGGAUGAUGUCAACAAUUGUUGAAGAUUUGCUACCAGCAUCAUAUUAUUCAUCUAGUCUUCUUGGUGUUCAAGCUGAUCAAAAAGUACUAAGAACAUUAAUUACAAAUUAUUUACCAGAUAUUGAUAAAGUACUUGUUGUUCAUGAUAUUGAAUUAAGUUUAAUAUCAUUAAAUUGGUUUCUCACAUUAUUUGCAUCUGUUGUACAUAUGAAAGUGUUAUUAAGAAUAUGGGAUUUAUUUUUAUUUGAUGGUUCAAUAAUAUUAUUUAAAAUAACUCUUGGUAUGUUAAAAUUACAUGAAAAUAAUAUUAAAAAAUUAGAAAAUUCAGCUCAAAUAUUUAAUGUAUUAUCAGAUAUACCUGGUGAUAUUAAUAAUAUUGAUGAAUUAUUUGAAUUAUCAUUUGAUGUUGGUAAUUUAUUAACAGAUGUAUUAAUUGAAAGUCAUAGAAGACGUCAUUUAGCAUAUUUAAUGGUUGAUCAAGGUGGUCUUGUUGGUAAUCCAGAUGAAACACCAAAUUUACCAAAACAACAAUUACAUCGUAGACAAAUUAAAAAAACUAAAUCAGUAUUACAAACAUUUUUAUUUGGUGAUACUGAAGAAGAUGCUAAAUCAAAAAAUAUAAGACAAACAGAAAUACUUGUUGAUUUACGUGAAACAGUAUUACAAGUUGCACGUCAUUUUAUAAAUGUUGAUACAAAAACAACAACAAAUAAUUGUAUUAAAAUAAUUGCUGAUUAUACAAUGGAAAGUCAUUCAAAAGAUCAUGAUAAUUAUGUUAAUGUAUCAAAAACAAGAAAAAGAAGAGCAAAAGCAUUAUUAGAUUUUGAAAGACAUGAUGAUGAUGAACUUGGUUUUCGUAAAAAUGAUAUUAUAACAAUAAUUAGUCAAAAAGAUGAACAUUGUUGGGUUGGUGAAUUAAAUGGUUUACGUGGUUGGUUUCCAGCAAAAUUUGUUCAGUUAUUAGAUGAAAGAAGUAAACAAUAUACAUGUGUUGGUGAUGAUGCUGUUAGUGAAGCUGUUACUGAUCUUGUACGUGGUACACUUUGUCCAGCAGUUAAAGCUGUAUUUGAACAUGGUAUGAAAAGACCGUCAUUUCUUGGUGGACCAUGUCAUCCAUGGUUAUUUAUUGAAGAAGCAUCAAUAAGAGAAGUUGAAAAAGAUUUUAAUUCUGUUUAUAGUAGAUUAGUACUUUGUAAAACAUAUAGACUUGAUGAAGAUGGUAAAGUUCUUACUCCUGAAGAGUUACUUUAUCGUUGUGUCCAGGCUGUUAAUUUAACACAUGAUCAUGCUCAUGCACAAAUGGAUGUCAAGCUACGUUCGCUAAUUUGUCUUGGUUUAAAUGAACAAGUUUUACAUUUAUGGCUUGAAGUACUGUGUUCAUGUGUUGAAGUAGUACAAAAAUGGUAUCAACCUUGGAGUUUUAUCAACAGUCCUGGAUGGGUACAAAUUAAAUGUGAGCUACGUAUUCUCAGUCAGUUUGCAUUUAAUCUUAAUCCAGACUGGGAAUUACCACCAAAAAAAGAACAAUCACAACCACUCAAAGAUGGAGUUAGAGAUAUGCUAGUGAAGCAUCAUUUAUUCAGUUGGGAUUUAUAAAAAAAAAAAAAACAUUCCAAUCAUUGACGUAGAAUUUUUUAUUUCAUUUUCUUUUUUUUUUUUUUCUUUGUAUCAUAAAAAUCAUCAACUGAUUAUUGUAACUUGACGAUAGUUUGUAAAUUUUUUUAAAUCAAUUUGCAUUAUUGAUUAUAGAAAUUUUUUAAAUUAAAUUAACUAGUUUUUCUUUUGUGCUUUUUAAAAACUAAAAAGAAAACUUUUAAUAUUAUUAAUAAAUCAUUUUUUUAUUUUCUUUUAUCACUUCCGUCCCUCUUUGAUCUUUUUUUUUUUUUUUUUGAUGAAAAAUAUUUUCACCAAGAACAAGUUAAUUUUUUUUAAAAUAAACCUAUUACUGUUUGUGAAAAAUAGAAAAUUUAUAAAUCGGCCUAGGAUUUUUUUUUAAUGUAUAAAAUUUAAAUCUACGUACUUUUUGUUAUAUUUUACAUGUAUUAAAUAUAUAAAAGAAAAAAAAAAACCUGAAAGUAAGGAUUAUAAUAAAAUAAUAAUUUAUUAACAAUCUUUUUUUUUAAAAAAAACUAUAUUUUAUCCAUUGAUAGCCUCUUGAGCAUCACAAAUAUAUUUACUUAAAAAUUUAA